AUGGAGCAGCUCGCCCUGGGCUGGGUGCUGCUGCUCAGCACCUUGGCCAGCGCGUUGGCCACCGGUUGCAAGCGAGACCUGGGUCCCGUCAAGGAGGUGGCGAUGGACAUGGCCCUCAGCACCUUUGAUGACCAGUACCAGGGCUGCAGCCGCAUGAUGGAGGCUGAGCUGGAGGAGCUGAACCGCACCGAGUUCGCCAACGAGGUCUAUGCCGACGGCUGGAGAAAUGCCGCCAUGGAGUGGCGAAAUCGAUGGGGUCACGCCGCCCGCCCACCGGCGUUGGGACGGGAUCAGGCCACGGCCAUGCUGGCGUACACGAUGGAGGGGAAACUGUAUCACGAGUUCAACGCGGCCACGCGAGGGGAUGGCAUCUCCCCGCAGCGCUACCUACGCUCCUUCCCCUUCAAGACGCUGCACUUCCUCCUGAGCAGAGCCCUGCACACACUGCGCGAAUCCCAGCCCCAGCGAUGCCACCACGUCUACCGCGGCGUCAGGGGCACCCGCUUCACGGCACGGCGAGGGAGCACGGUGCGCUUUGGCCAGUUCACCUCCUCCUCCCUCCAGAAGAAGGUCGCUGAGUCUUUUGGCCAGGACACCUUCUUCUCGGUGGAGACCUGCUAUGGCGUGCCCAUCCAGAAUUUCUCCACCUUCCCCGGUGAGGAUGAAGUCCUCAUCCCACCCUUUGAGCACUUCAAGGUCACCAACAUCACCUACAACGAAGGCAGAACCUUCAUCCAGCUCCGCUCCCAGGGGAACAACAGCACCUACAACUGCGAGUUCGUGAAGGAGAAAAGGUGCAAGGAGCGGCCGUGUGUUUUCAGCGCAGGCAGGAGCAUCCCUGGGGAAGCCCCGCAGCUCUGGGUGCUCCUCCUGGCAGCCGCAGCCCUGGCAGCCGUGGGAGCCCCCUGAGCUUUACAGCACGCUGCUGCCGUCCCUCGGAGCCAGACUCCUCUCCGUGACGUUCCCACCAGGCCUGGUGGCCCCAGAUCCUGCUUGAGCUUUUCACCGGUGCUUGUGCUGCUGCUGUGAUGCCCACCGAAGGCUGAGGACAUCUUUGCUUGCAGAUGCUGCCAUGCUCACCUCCACAGUGCGGUCACCUCCACAGUGAGGUCACUUCCAAGCACCGAGCUGUGGGGCACAGCCAGGCUGCCCUUGCCCCCUCCCUGCAGCAGAGCCCGUG
Molecule: messenger RNA, 1180 nt
Organism: Numida meleagris (helmeted guineafowl)
Lineage: Eukaryota; Metazoa; Chordata; Aves; Galliformes; Numididae
Product: erythroblast NAD(P)(+)--arginine ADP-ribosyltransferase-like
Exons: 3
Coding region: 1-909 (302 amino acids)
Molecular function (GO): NAD+ poly-ADP-ribosyltransferase activity; NAD+-protein-arginine ADP-ribosyltransferase activity
Source: RefSeq, a predicted model, not a curated record